This is a messenger RNA of Eucalyptus grandis, 976 nucleotides long. RefSeq names its product protein PLANT CADMIUM RESISTANCE 2. Lineage: Eukaryota; Viridiplantae; Streptophyta; Magnoliopsida; Myrtales; Myrtaceae. The coding region runs from base 152 to 739 and encodes 195 amino acids. The transcript has 4 exons. The record is from RefSeq and is a predicted model, not a curated record.
GGACGUAUACAUCAUGUGCAGUUCACCUAACAUCUCAUCUUUCAACCCUCUCUAGCCAUUGCCCGAUUCACUUCCUCGUUCGAUCUUUCGCUGUGUCGUGUCAUCCUUCUUUGAUCGUUGGAGCCGGUAUCUGUAGUUGCAGAUUGAAGCUAUGUACUCCUCGAACGCAUCUGAUGGCUACCCACAGAAGCCCGGUGCCUCCGCUCCGCCACCGCCGCCACCCGUGGAUGGCAUUCCGGUGCAACCCAUGAACCAAAGUUAUGCGAAUUUCGGGGCCCCGAACAAUCCUCUGCCCCCUGCGGGUCUUCAAGCUCGACCCAUUAACAACAUGCCUUGGUCCUCCGGGCUUUUCAGUUGCUUCGACGACGUUCCAACUUGUUGCUUGUCAUUUUGGUGCCCCUGCAUCACAUUCGGGCGAAUCGCGGAGAUUGCUGAUCACGGAUCGGUUUCAUGCCCUGUGCACGGAGCUGUUUACACAGUGAUCGCCUUGUUGACCGGGUGCGCCUGCUGCUACUCCUGCUUCUACCGCACCAAGAUGAGACAGCAAUACCAGCUGCAAGAGGAUCCUUGCGCCGAUUGCUUAGUCCAUUUCUGCUGCGAAUCCUGUGCUUUAACCCAGGAGUACCGCGAGCUCGAAAGGCGCGGAUUCGACAUGUCCAUUGGAUGGCAAAUGAACAUGGAAAGGCAGAACAGAGGAAUCCCAAUGGCUCCAGUCCCUCCUGGGGGCAUGAUGAGGUAGAGAUUCAAGAUCACCUCAACUUGGAUUGGAUGCUCCAGAAAUUUGAACUCUAUGUUGGAGAGUCUACACUAGUAAAAGCCCUCGAAGGAUCACUGCCCUCUGUCCUGAGGGCCUCUUUUCUUUUUUCCCUUCGAUUUUUUCUUUCAUUUGACAGUAUAAUCAAACAUGGAGCGUCCAUCGCUUUGGUACCAUGCAUAUUACCAGUACAUCAAUAUACUAAAAGCUUGCUUGACAACA